AUGGUUAACUGGAAAACAAUCAGUGACUGUUGCUUCAUCGCCUUCUCUGCAGUUGUAUUAACAAAUUACUUAAUCCAACGGACGGAAUACAUGGAGUCAUAUGUUGAGUACAAAAUGGGUCUCUGCCGCACGGAUGCUGAACGAAUAGCCCAACUAGAAAAAUGGGAUGCCAAUCAUAAAUUCGAGACACCUCCGUUCCGUAGCUGGGAAGCGUGGAGCACUUUUUGGAUGAUCUACAGAGAAAAAGCAUAUCGGGAAUACCGACACCUAUUCAAUGACGACUACAUCCCACCACAUCUCCGAGAAAACAAAAUUGUGCUAACGGAAGGAGGAAAAUUCCUUUUCUUCGCAGAACCUUAA
Molecule: messenger RNA, 360 nt
Organism: Caenorhabditis remanei
Lineage: Eukaryota; Metazoa; Nematoda; Chromadorea; Rhabditida; Rhabditidae
Exons: 3
Coding region: 1-360 (119 amino acids)
Source: RefSeq, a predicted model, not a curated record